Helobdella robusta is the source of this 1770-nucleotide messenger RNA. RefSeq lists its product as hypothetical. The record is from RefSeq and is a predicted model, not a curated record. Gene Ontology annotation, cellular component: nucleus. The transcript has 17 exons. NCBI's taxonomy places the organism in Eukaryota, Metazoa, Annelida, Clitellata, Rhynchobdellida, Glossiphoniidae. Bases 1 to 1770 code for a protein of 589 amino acids. Gene Ontology annotation, biological process: mismatch repair; chiasma assembly. Gene Ontology annotation, molecular function: mismatched DNA binding; ATP-dependent DNA damage sensor activity; ATP binding.
AUGAGAAGUUUGGGAGGUUUGCUUCGUUAUCUUGAGAAAAACAGGAUAGGCGUGUUGAAUAAAUGCAAAUCAGCAGUUGGCAGUAGAAUGCUCAGAGAGUGGUUCAAGCAUCCUCUCAGCGACAUAAACACCAUCAAAAUGCGACACAAAGCCGUUGAAUAUUUUUGCAGGCCAUCCAGUUUUGAAAUUGUUCAGGCUAUGCAAAACUCCAUAAAAAACAUGAAAAAUAUCGCACCUAUCAUGAAGAGGAUGUUACAAGCCCAGUGUAAUCAUUCAGACUGGAAGACUCUGCACAAGACAAUAAUAGCAUGUGUUUCUUCCUACGAUAUCCUUAGCCACUCUGAUUUCUUUGAUGUUCAGAUUCUUGCUCAAGUUGAUUUUGAAGAAACAGACAUCAAUCAGAGGUUUACAAUGAAAUUUGGCAUUGAUGAGGAGCUCGAUGAAAAGAAAAGAAUAUACGGUAGUUUGUCAGUGUUGAUGCUCGAUGUGUGCAGGCAGGAGUGUCAGACAUUGCCAUCAUUUAUUCAGGGCUGCAAUGUUGUGUACUUCCCGCAAAUUGGAUUCUUGACGAGCAUUGAAGAAACAGAGAACAUGAAAGCCACCAAGGAUUAUACCAUUCCUUCCAAAGAAUACUUAGUGUGUACCUCUCACCUCUAUUUCACUUGUAUCUUGAUAUCGUUUGAUUUUUUGUAUCAAAAAUUAAUUUUACGACUGUUCAUUUGGACAAAUCUUGAUAGGAAGUAUGGUGAUUUGAAAUGCAUCAUAAAUGAUAUGGAAAUGAGACAUAUGCACAACCUUCAAAACAAAAUUUUAGAAUCAUCAUCACUCUUGAUGAACAUUAUCAGCUGUUUUGCUGAGAUUGAUUGUUUGCUGAGUUUUGCCUAUAGUGCUCGUGUGAACAAUUACGUGAAGCCAGUCAUGGUGAAGGAUAACAUUAUCUCUAUUAAAAAUGGAAGACAUCCCUUGUUAGAAUUAAGAGAUACAUUUGUACCAAAUGAUGUUACCAGUGGUUCCCCACAUAAGAUACUUAUAAUCACAGCAGCAAAUGCAAGUGGCAAGAGCGUAUACUUGAAACAGGUAGGUCUCAUUAUUUUUAUGGCUCAGAUAGGCAGUUUUGUUCCUGCUGAAUCAGCUACACUGGGAAUAAUUACUGAAAUUUUCACACGUCUGUGCACCGUGGAAAGCAUUGCGAUACCAAUGUCUUCUUUUCUUAUUGACCUUAAUAACGUUGCACUGGCAUUGAAGUCUUCUACACCAAGAUCGUUGAUACUCUUGGAUGAAUUUGGUCAGGGAACUCAAGAGGCUGAUGGAGCUGCUUUGUUAGCUGCCACAAUAAAAAGUCUUGAUGACCGGGGAGAUAACUGCCCUCAUCUGAUUGUGUCCACCCAUUUUCAUAUUCUAACUCAUUCAAAGGUUAUUGAACCUUCUAAUCGAAUAAAGUUUAUGACCCUGGCCAUAAUGGUGGAUGAGAACGAUCAUAACAGCCCAUUAACGUAUCUGCAUGAACUAAAGGAUGGAUAUGCUGAUUGUUCAUAUGCUCUAAAUUUGGCAAAAAUGGUAGGAUUACCUCAAAUGAUGAUUGACAGGGCACUUCAGAUUUGGGAAUACAAGAAACAAGGUCUGCCCAUUAUGCCUGAUGUUCCAGAAAGUGACAAGCAAAAAUAUGUUCAGAUAUUUGAUAAAUUUUUAGAACUUAAUGUUCAAGAUGAUGAAGAAAUUAUGUCAUUUAUAGAAUUUGUCAAAUCACUGACCUUCGAAAUAGAUAUGUGA